This is a messenger RNA of Cajanus cajan (pigeon pea), 1581 nucleotides long. Its product is annotated as bidirectional sugar transporter SWEET2. Gene Ontology annotation, cellular component: membrane. Gene Ontology annotation, biological process: carbohydrate transport. Lineage: Eukaryota; Viridiplantae; Streptophyta; Magnoliopsida; Fabales; Fabaceae. Gene Ontology annotation, molecular function: sugar transmembrane transporter activity. The record is from RefSeq and is a predicted model, not a curated record.
UUAGGUACAUACAGUUCAUGGUGCAAAAACAUGUUUUCUUUGUGGUGUUGUUCUGUCAAGGGCCAGCUAUGACUAGGGAUACAAUUAAAAGGGGUCAAGCUUAAGCAUGUCAGUGUCUUAGAGCAAUCAUCUUGGCGCUGAUCAACAACCCCUAUCAUUAGCAAACGUGGGUCAUUUUGAUUAGACAUAAAGAGAGUGAAAAUAAAAACAUAUAUCAGUUUCCACUGUCAAUCAUCUUCUUGUGUAUAUAUAUGCACUAUGGAAUGAGGGUUUAGUUUGUUUCUGUUAAAGUUGGUUUUGUUGAUUGAAGAGUGAUGUCUUUGUUUGGUGUUUAUUCCAUCAGCGAAGUUGGCAAGGAUGUUGCUGGAGUUGCUGGGAACAUCUUUGCUUUUGGGUUGUUUAUAUCCCCCAUACCAACAUUUAGGAGAAUUAUCAGAAAUGGGUCAACAGAAAUGUUCUCAGGGUUGCCAUAUUUUUACUCUCUCUUGAACUGCUUGAUCUGUUUGUGGUAUGGCACACCUCUGAUAUCACCUGACAAUUUGUUGGUAACAACUGUUAAUUCAAUUGGAGCAGCCUUUCAACUUGUGUACAUAAUCCUCUUCUUGAUGUAUGCUGAGAAAGCAAGAAAGGUGAGAAUGAUUGGAUUACUGAUAGCAAUUUUGGGCAUAUUUGCCAUCAUACUAGUUGGGAGCUUGCAAAUUGAUGACACUGUGAUACGCCGAGUGUUUGUGGGAUUCUUGAGUUGUGCUUCUCUCAUUUCAAUGUUUGCCUCUCCAUUGUUUAUAAUUAAAUUGGUUAUUCGGACAAAAAGUGUUGAGUUUAUGCCGUUUUAUCUUUCACUUUCGACCUUCCUGAUGAGCACCUCCUUCUUUCUUUAUGGGUUGAUCAGUGAUGAUGCCUUCAUUUAUAUACCAAAUGGGAUAGGAACUGUUUUAGGAAUCAUACAACUGAUAUUAUAUUUCUAUUACAAGAGUCCAUCCGGUGAAGACUGCACAGAACCCUUGGUAGUGUCAUAUGAAUGAUCCAUGCUGCCGAGUGCUGGCAAAGUCAAGUAUACUAUAUGCCGAGUACCAAGGUGAUAAACAAUUACCUGUUGUGAAAUUUCCAUGAAGUGAGUUUCAUUCUCUGAAUCACGAAGAAGUCUCCCUUUCUCAUCAUAGAGAAUGAGGCCACUAAAGCUUGGCAACUCACACUUCUCCCCCCUCAGUAUUGGUCUUUGCCACACUGGUGAAUCGGAGUUAUGGCUAUGCCACCCACUUUCAAGACCCUGCCUUUGUAAGCCAAGCAAUGGGGACCCCCUCUCUCUCUGCCAUGCAAUGUUCUCCUCCAAUUUGCUUGCCUUGCUCCACAACAUUGACCCCAUGAGUACCCUCUUCACUGAAAUCCACCCCACACAACUUGGCUCCGACCAUUCUGAAGAUGUAGUAGUAGUAGUACUAGUACUGGUAGUUGUGGUAGCAUUUUCAUUUUCAUUUUCAUCAUCUAUAACACCCUCUUGGUGCACAAUCUUAUUGUUAAUGGCCUUUCUUCCAAGUAUAAUAAAAAUGCAAAGGCACACAAGUGCAAAGCUUGCACAAGCAA